Bombina bombina (fire-bellied toad) is the source of this 1451-nucleotide messenger RNA. Its product is annotated as testicular acid phosphatase homolog. The record is from RefSeq and is a predicted model, not a curated record. Gene Ontology annotation, cellular component: lysosome; postsynaptic membrane. The coding region runs from base 86 to 1336 and encodes 416 amino acids. NCBI's taxonomy places the organism in Eukaryota, Metazoa, Chordata, Amphibia, Anura, Bombinatoridae. The transcript is spliced from 11 exons. Gene Ontology annotation, molecular function: protein tyrosine phosphatase activity; receptor tyrosine kinase binding; acid phosphatase activity. Gene Ontology annotation, biological process: peptidyl-tyrosine dephosphorylation involved in inactivation of protein kinase activity; regulation of neuronal synaptic plasticity; lysosome organization.
UCCUCCUGCAGUGGAAAAAACACAUACUAAAUGUAAGCUCUUGCUUUUUUAUGAACAGAAAACCCUCACUCGAGGAGUUUGCAUUAUGGAAGAAGGCUAUGUGCUUAGUUUGUCAUUCUUCUGUUUUCAUUUUUUCUUUUCAUCUUCCUUAAAGACUGGCAACCUGACAUUUGUGACGGUGGUCUAUCGCCAUGGUGACCGAGCUCCCAUUGACACAUACCCAACAGAUCCCUAUAAGGAAAGCUUUUGGCCUAAUGGGUUUCAACAACUUACACAGGAGGGCAUACAGCAGCAGUAUGAGCUGGGGCAGUAUCUCAGGAAAAGAUAUGAUGGGUUCCUGAGCUCAACAUACAAUCGUAAAGAGAUCUAUGUACGCAGCACAGACUAUGACCGAACGUUGAUGAGUGCACAGGCAAACCUUGCAGGAUUGUUCCCACCCAGUAGAAUGCAGUUAUGGAGUUCAAAUCUACCAUUUCAGCCAAUACCAGUUCACACGGUGCCCAUUUCUCAAGACAGGCUACUGAAAUUCCCUUCAAAAGAAUGUCCGCAAUACAAUGAGUUAAUGAGAGAGACCAGCGAGCAACCUGAAUAUCAUGACAAGAUGGACAGCUGGAAGGAAUUCAUCCCACGUAUUGCAAAUCACACAGGUUAUGGUGCAGAGUACUCUCUCCCACGCCGUAUGUGGAAGGUCUAUGACACACUCUUCUGUCAGAAAUCCCACAAUUUUACCCUCCCCACAUGGGCCACUCCAGAUGUCUUUAAAACCCUACAAGAUAUGUCUAACUUUGAAAUCAAAUUGCAUGUGGACAUUCAUAGGACUACAGAGAAGGCUCGUCUUACUGGGGGAGUCCUGGUAGAUGCUGUGUUAAGAAAUUUCUCAGAGGUCCUACACAAAUCAUCACCACUGAAAAUGGUCAUGUAUUCAGCACAUGACAGCACCAUCAUAGUCCUGCAAGCUGCUUUGAAGGUUUACAAUGGACUACACCCACCAUAUGUGGCAUGUCAUAUGUUUGAGUUUUUCAAAGAAGAGGAUGGCACUUACAGUGUUAGCAUGUAUUAUCGGAAUGAUUCCAGCAGCGAGGCGUAUGAGCUGGUCCUGCCAGGGUGUACAUCCCCAUGUCCACUAAAACAAUUCAUCCAGUUGACAGCAGCGGUCAUCCCUCAGGACUGGAGAAAGGAGUGCCAACUUAAGGAGCAGAUCCAGAAAACAGAUGUCACCAUUGUAAUAUUGGCUAUCCUCAUUGCAAUCCUUGGAUUAGUACUAGCUGCUGUCCUGCUCUGGAUCUGGAAAUCUCGCAAGCACUCAACAUGGAGACAUAGGCACCAAGGAGCUUAACGGCUAACAGACCCUUAGCUUUGGAACAUAUCCUAAGUGUCCUUUUCAUGUGGCACCCCUGAUAGAACUAUGCUAUCAAUACUUUAUUGUAAUAUAAUAAAAUUACUGUAAGCUA